AUUAGACUUUACCAAACACAAUUAGUUCUGAUAUUGUGAUAAAACGUGACGUUCUUUGGAAUUGAAAGUGAAUUCAUAUUCAAAUUAGAUAAUGCAAUCGAUACUGCUUGUGACUAUUGCAUUCCUUUCAAAUGCAUUCGCUUAUCACGAUCCCGAUCUUAAUUACCAUUUGAGUCAGGUGCAAAAUAUUCAAGGAUGUGGUCACACUGGCUAUAACUAUGCAGCUCCCGCAAUACAGCUAUCAUUACCGGAAGCAAAAGCCACAGCUGCCCCAAGACUUAUUCAAGCGGAAGCGCUUUCUGCUUCUAGUGGCUACAAGAACGCCGAAGGAUUCACACAAAAUGUGCUUUUCCAAGAAACUCCUCAAGUCAGCUAUCAGUCGCAGCCAGCUAUCACAUACCAAACACCAAUAGCUGCAACGUAUUCUGGUUACUCAGCCCAAAGGGAACAGCAUGGGUAUGCUACUUCUGCUGGCUUAUCAGCAUCUGCUACAAGAACUGUAAUUCCACAAGCAACUUACGCCCAAGCUCCAAUAAUAGCUAAAAUAACUGCAGCACCGUUGCAAGCAAAAUUCACGAUAUCCCCACCUAGAACCACAUAUGUGUCCCAAAAUUUAUUAUCGCAACAAUCUACUUAUAACUCCGGAUCAUCUGCAAGGGCAUCAUUAAAUUCAUUCAGUCACGGAGCUGGCCCAGUAGUGUCUCAAGUAUAUGCAGCGCCCACGGCUGGUUACACAACUUCACCGGCACUUAAAGUGCAAUCGCAACAAACAGUUCUUCCAGCUUAUCAGUAUCAAACUGCAGCGCCGUUAUCAGUGGCGCAAGUUUACAAAGCACCAGUUGGGACUCAAUACUCAAGUUCUAUUGUGUCUCAUGAUUCAGCUCCAAGUUUAACACAGUAUUCUGCGCCGACUUAUAGAGCUUCUAAUUUAGCUCAGCAAACGGCAUCGGUACAAUACUCUUCUCCAGCUCAUUACGUAACACAAUCGGCAGUUCAAUAUACAUCACCAGUCGCUCAAUACUCAGCUCCAUCUGUGACUCAUUAUUCUGCACCAGUCGUGACUCAAUACUCAAGAGUACAGCCAGCUGUACAGGCCUCGCAAUAUUUAGCACCGUCAGUAUCCCAUCAAACAGUUUCCACUCCAGAAGUAGCUAUAGCAGAUAUAGCUCAGGUCGUCAAGAACUCACAGAGGGCUAAAAAUGUGCACACGGAAUUCUUGGAGAACUACGACGCACAUCCUCGGUAUGCUUUUGAAUACGGUGUAAACGAUCCCCACACCGGAGACAUCAAACAGCAAAAAGAAGAACGCGACGGAGAUGUUGUUAAAGGUCAAUACUCUUUGGUGGAACCGGACGGUUCGGUGCGAACUGUCAACUACGUCGCUGACUGGGAGACCGGUUUCCACGCUAACGUUCACAAUAGCAAAGACAAGCAACACUAAAAGCUUAGCAAUACCGUUCCAUAUAUGAUGUGUAACGCCGAAACUACUGUAGUCCAGUUUUUUACUAGACCUGCCAAUUUUGACGUUUAAUUUUUCCGUCAAUUAAUUAUUACACAAGCGUUCGAUUUGUUCAAGGAAUUUCAUUUUUUGCAGUACUGAUUACAUUUAAUUAAUCUAAGCGUAAAUAUUUUUUUUAUUGCAAAAUGUACGCAUUUUUUUUUAUUUUAUCCGGGUUUUAGGAUCUCUGUGUUGCUUAAAGUCAAUUUGUCUACUUUGUUUCGCGCCUUAGUUUAGAAGAACAUAACGCUUAUUAUUAGAAUGUAUUUUUAGCCUUAAAGUUAUUAGGAAUAAGAAUCUAUCAUGAAACAAUAAUGUCGGUUUAAGAAUAUACUCUCUAGUAAAGUAUUGAUCUAUUAUCAAACACAAAUGUACUGUGUACUACUUAAAAAUUUUAUUUUGUUUUUUGCUUAAAAUGUAUUAUUA
Molecule: messenger RNA, 1924 nt
Organism: Danaus plexippus (monarch butterfly)
Lineage: Eukaryota; Metazoa; Arthropoda; Insecta; Lepidoptera; Nymphalidae
Gene: CPR79
Product: paternally-expressed gene 3 protein-like
Exons: 4
Coding region: 92-1441 (449 amino acids)
Cellular component (GO): extracellular matrix
Source: RefSeq, a predicted model, not a curated record